Molecule: messenger RNA, 2053 nt
Organism: Xiphophorus hellerii (green swordtail)
Lineage: Eukaryota; Metazoa; Chordata; Actinopteri; Cyprinodontiformes; Poeciliidae
Product: oocyte zinc finger protein XlCOF6.1-like
Exons: 2
Coding region: 28-1272 (414 amino acids)
Biological process (GO): regulation of transcription by RNA polymerase II
Cellular component (GO): nucleus
Molecular function (GO): DNA-binding transcription factor activity, RNA polymerase II-specific
Source: RefSeq, a predicted model, not a curated record
CCAAAACAGACCAGGACUUCAGCAAAUAUGGAGAACCACUGCAAAGCACAACCUGCAUGGGCAAAAGAAGAAAAGGAAAUAUUAGAAUCUCUGCGAAUGAAAGAAAAUUAUGGAGAACUGGUGCCUCUUUUCAUUAAAGAGGAGCUAAAAAAACUAGGAUCACAAAUAAAGAGUGAACAAGAAGAAAUAGAACUUCAGCAGGUAAAAGAGGAACCAGACCCUUUGCAGAUAAAGGCCAAACAAGAAGAAAUAAAACUUCAUCCAAUGAAGGAGGAGAGAGCAGAGCCCGAACCUCCACAGAUAAAAGAUGAACAGGAGGAACUCAGUAUAGCUUUAAAGAAAGAGCGGCUAGAACUAAAACAGCUGACUGAUACCUGUACAGUGAAUACCACUUAUGAGGAAAGGGACCUCUGGGAACCAGAUUCAAACAGGGAGCUUCUUCUCGAGAUAUCUUUAGAACCUGAGAACAAAGAUCAUGAAAUGGGCAAUGAUGAAGAACUGAAUCAAAGUGAGAGGUGUCAGAAAACCAUACAUCAAGAUGACAAUGUAAACAAUCCAAACACAAAACGAUUGACGAAAACACACAUGAAUGAUAAUUUGUCUUCUUGUAAAGUAUGUGGUAAGUUAUUUGCACGGUCUUAUUUGACAGAACACAUGAGAAUUCACACAGGUGAGAGGCUUUUCUCAUGUGCUACCUGUGGAAAAAAUUUUAUUACUGGAAGUAAGUUAAAAAUUCACAUUAGAACUCACACGGGUGAGAGGCCUUUCUCAUGUUUGACUUGUGGAAAAAGUUUUAGUGAUAGAGGAAAUUUGUCAAAGCACAUGAAAACUCAUUCAGAUGAGAGGCCAUUCUCAUGUUUGACUUGUGGAAAAGGCUUCACUAAUAAGGGAAAUUUAUUUCAGCAUGCAAGAACUCAUACAGGCGAGAAGCCUUUCUCAUGUUUGACCUGUGGAAAAGGCUUUGCCCAGCAAAUUCAUCUGAAUGACCACAUGAGAGUUCAUACAGGUGAGAAGCCUUUCUCAUGUACAAACUGUGGAAAAAGUUUCAGUGAAAGAGGAAAUUUAUUUCAGCACAUGAGAACACAUUCAAGUGAGAAGCCUUUCGUGUGUUUGACUUGUGGAAAAAGUUUUACCCAGCAAAUUCACUUAAGUGAUCACAUAAAGAUUCACACUGGAGAAAAGCCUUUCUCAUGUUUGAGCUGUGGAAAAAGUUUUCGUCGUAGUAGUCAUUUGACUGUUCAUAUGAAAACUCAUCCAGGUGAGAAUUUAUAAGUCAUAAGAUUUAUUUUUAACAAUGGAAGUACCAGAUGUGAAGUACUUCAUAGAAACCUGCCUUCUUUGGAUUUAGGCUUUAGCCAAUAGUUGCUGGUUUUCUCUAACAUAUCAAAAUGUUAGACUUUUGAUCUGGUCCACUCAAACAAACAUGACCUCCAGGGUUUGUGUUUAAAACUAAAAUUAAAUAAAAAUUUAGGAAAUGGUUAUUUUGGCUAUACAACUUGAUGUUAUCUUUUUUUACAUUUAGAAUGUAGUUAAAGUAUUUUUGAUAAAACUAGUUUUAUUGAAAAUACAGCAUCUUAGUAGAUGCUCGGAAUAGUUGUUAUGGUUCACACUUCAACUUCUGAUUGGUUGAGCAGUAUCUCUUGAUAACUUGGUACUGUGUAGUGCAUUAUCUGGGUGAUCUAAGUCCAUAAUCCCAGUUGCACUUUAGAAACCAUCAAGAGAAUUUUGCCUCAAAAGGUCAGAGAAGACUUACCAGAUUUCAAAGACUUAAUUGAAUUAGUUGAUUUGUCUGACCUGUCCUUCCAGCCAAGUGAGACAUACAUGGGAGAACAGAACGUGAACAGAUAAGUAAACAGCUAUAUUUGUAUCUGGUGGUUCUGGUUGUGUCUGGUUUUUUUGUUGUUGUUGUUUUGGUUUUUUGCUGUUUGUAAUUUUUUUUUUAUCAAAACAGGUCUCUCAUGAACAUUGGAUCUCAACUGGACAACCUGUAUAAAUAAAUGCCAAAUUAAUAAAAAUAAUAAAGCAGGUAAUGGAGCACAGAGCUAUGUCUAGA